This is a messenger RNA of Anolis carolinensis (green anole), 2712 nucleotides long. RefSeq lists its product as uncharacterized. Gene Ontology annotation, cellular component: plasma membrane. The transcript is spliced from 4 exons. The coding region runs from base 1911 to 2585 and encodes 224 amino acids. Lineage: Eukaryota; Metazoa; Chordata; Lepidosauria; Squamata; Anolidae. The record is from RefSeq and is a predicted model, not a curated record.
AUGGAUUUCAACACACAUUCACUGGAAGUGGUUGCACAUUGUGGGAUGACCUCCAUGGGACUCCGUUAUGCCAGCGUAUGAAGAUGCUCAGAAAACGGGAAAUUUAGGGUGAGAUAAGGUCAUAGGUCUCCUGAGGAAUCUGUAUAACGACCAAGUAGCAACAGUAAGAACAGAUCACAGAACAACAAACUAGUUCAAGAUUGGGAAAGGAGUACGGCAGGGCUGUAUACUCUCACGCUACCUAUUCAACUGGUAUGCAGAACACAUGUGGCUUGAUGAAUCCAAGGCUGGAGAUACAAUUGCUGGAAAAAAAUUAACAACUUUAGAUAUGCAGAUGAUACUACUUUGAUGGCUGAAAGCGAAGAGAAGCUGAGGAGCCUUAUAACUAAGGUGAAAGAAGAAACUGCAAAAGCUGGGUUGCAGUUCAACAUAAAAAAAACAAGAUUAUGGCAACCAGACUGAUUAUUAACUGGCAAUUAGAGAGAGCAAACGUGGGGGCAGUGAGAGACUUUGUAUUUCUAGGCACAAAGAUUACUGCAGACGCAGACUGCAGCCAGGAAAUCAGAAUACAUUUGCUUCUUGGGAGGAGAGCAAUGGCCAACCUGAAUAAAAUAGUGAAAAGUAGAGACAUCACGCUGGCAACCAAUGUCCGCAUAGUUAAAGCAAUGGUAUUCCCCAUAGUAACCUAUGGAUGUGAGAGUUGGACCAUAAGGAAGCCUGAGCAAAGGAAGAUAGAUGCUUUUGAACUGUGGUGUUGGAGGAAAAUCCUAAGAGUUCCUUGGACUGCAAGAAGAUCCAACCAGUCCAUCCUCCAAGAAAUAAAGCCCCACUACUCACUGGAGGAAAGGCUAUUAGAGGCAAAGAUGAAGUACUUUGGCCACACAAUGAGAAGACAGGAAAGCUUGGAGAAGAUCAUGAUGCUGGGGUACAUGGAAGAAAAAAGAAAGAGCAGCCAACCAAGGGCAAGAUGAAUGGAUGGUAUCCUUGAAGUGACCGGCUUGACCUUGAAGGAGCUGGGGGUAGCAUUGGAUGAAAGGGAGCUCUGGCGUGGAACGACUGAACCAAUAAACAACAAUAAGGUCAUAGGACAGUUAGCUUUUUCCCCAAAGUCCUGCCCUGAUGGCAACCACAGUGUGUUAAGGACAAUUGCAAUUCCUUUGCGGUGAACAAAAAGGGCUGUUAAGAAUCCUGGCAUUGAUAACACAUUCCUGAAUAGGCAGAGAUUGAUUUCUAACUAUUUCUUUCUUUAUUAUUAUACCCUGUCAACAGACACAUUUAUUAGGACUGGUUUCACAAUUCCAGUGGGACAAAAUCAAAGUUCUCUUGAUCAGAGAGAAUCAAUCAAGCAACCAUCUGUUUGCUAGAAAUGAAAAAAGCCAUUUAAAGAGAUAAGGUAUAAUUAUUUCAAACAUUUGCUCCUCACUUCACAUUUUCUUUCAGAUUAAAAGGGCUUUGAAAAUUCCAGAAAAUCACAAUUCAGUCACAACAAGCUAUGCUCAGAUAAUAUUAAUGCCACACACUUCUUGCAUAAUGUCAUUAUAGUGGCAGGUGGGUCAUAGUUUUCAGUACAUAAAUGGUGCUGGUCAUUUUCAUGAGUGAUUUGGGGGAGGAAAGCAGAUGAUCAUAUAAAUAAUAUCUAGUAAUCAGCUUCGAAUUCUGUGUUUAUCUGGAACCAUUAUUAAAAUACUGUCCACCCACCUGCAGGUGGGGUACAUGGUAGAAAGUCCCAAAGUGGCAACCCCCAAGGCAACAGACAGUGAACUGUGAUGCUGUGAUAAUCUUAGCAAAUGUGACAUUUACUGGGCAGCAUGUGAGUUCUUUUUCUGUUACAACACAAACACAGAGGCAUCUACCUCUCUGUUGUUUGCCCAUGUGUUUGGAGCAAAAGGGAAGAGAAGACAUACUCAGAUAUGAAGCAGCACACUUUGCAAUUCUAUGGCUGGCAGGUAUCCUCUCUUUUGAUCUCUGUCUGGUCGGGGGUUUAUGCUGAUACUGGAAAUGCAACACAGGAAAACAAGGCGGUCUCAAGUAUUUUGUCACCCACCACCCACACUGUUGUGCUUCAUACAAAGGAAAUGACACCUGAACCAUGGACUAUAUUUGUGUCUCAGAGCCCUAGCAGAGAAAAAGCCAAAGUGGGUGAAACGGUGGCCCUUGGGUGCCACUUCCAUGGUUCUCAUGAUCCAUCAUUAAGAAACAUAACAGUGAAGUGGUUCAAGGAGGAUGAGAAAGGGCAGAGGGACCUCAUGGAGAACAAUGUCACUGUCAUAGCAAACAACACACGGAUCUUCAUGACAGGGGAUUUAUCUAAAGGUGAUGCAACAUUGACUAUCAUAAAUGUCACCACCAGUGAUCAUGGGACUUAUUUCUGCCAGGUGUUUCUUUCCAGUGGAGAAGAAAUGACCGGUGAUGGAACAAAACUCAGGAUCCAGAGAGCAAUGGGAUUGUUUGGUAUAGAAGAGUCCAUUGGAACUAUCAUUGGCGUGCUGGCGGCCAGCAUUGGAGGCCUGGUUGUUCUGAUCAUAGUUUUAACUCCUUAUCUAAAAAAGUGUCUUCCGUGUGCCAAAGCCACCCACCAAGCAUAACUUGGAAAUAUAUAUGAUUAAAGAAAACAAUAGAUGUGCCACAAACUACAGCAAAGGCAUCCAUUGAUCAAGAUUUGUUAUGUUUUCUUUCUAAAUGUAUAAUAAAUUUCUUUAUUGUAUACUUUGU